AUGCUUGUUGUUAUUCUGCAGGGUCUGGCAAGUUUCUUAUCAAUCAUUGCCAUACUCUACCAAAAGCGCUAUAACAAACUCCAUCGAUCCAUCUAUGGUUUGUCAUAUGACUUGUAUCUACUAGAUUUUGUCGGUAAUGGUCUGUAUUUGUAUUGUGCUUUACACUAUCGUUAUUCACCUCUUGUAAGAGAGCAGCUAUCCAAAAGGUUCCCACUUUUUUAUUCAUUGAAUGAUGUCAAUAGCAUACCUAUAUCCAGGUUCCUCAUUUUGAAGGAUUUUUGUGUUUUUGUUUGCUGCUUAAUGAUUCUGAAGCAACUGUACUAUUAUAGACCAACUAAACAUAUUUACCAGGGCAUUUCAAUUACUUCUACCCUGUUUUUAAGUGCCUUCCUUAUUUUAGGCAUACUAACAUAUGGAUGUUCUAUCUACAAUUUACCGCUGAAGAAUUCAGGUAAAUUCGGUGUUUUUUAUCUGGACCACAUAAAUUAUCUAUGGGUGAUGGCAAAUUUGGUUAAAAGUUUCAAGUACGUUCCUCAAAUGAGUAUUAAUUGGAUGGGGUGCUCAACAGUGGGGCUGUCCUCAAAGUUUGUUCUGAUAUCAUUUUUUGCGGAAUUUAUCGAUUUUCUAGGUAGAUUGAUAAUACCGACUAGCGCUCUAUUUUAUGAAAUUCCCUUCAAUUCAACGCCUUUUUGGGUAAAAUUGAUACAAUUUGUCACUUUAUUGAUUAUACUUUGCCAAGUCCAAUAUGUUUACGUAGGAAGGAAACCACGGUUACCAAAAGGGAAACUAUAA
Saccharomyces kudriavzevii IFO 1802 is the source of this 792-nucleotide messenger RNA. RefSeq lists its product as uncharacterized. The transcript is spliced from 2 exons. The record is from RefSeq and is a predicted model, not a curated record. Bases 1 to 792 code for a protein of 263 amino acids. Lineage: Eukaryota; Fungi; Ascomycota; Saccharomycetes; Saccharomycetales; Saccharomycetaceae.